Molecule: messenger RNA, 2268 nt
Organism: Rotaria socialis
Lineage: Eukaryota; Metazoa; Rotifera; Eurotatoria; Philodinida; Philodinidae
Source: the annotation of a GenBank genome assembly
AUGACGACAUCGGACGAUGAAGAUCCUCAUGUUCAGAUAGCUAAACUACGUUCAGCCAAUAAACAAGCAGCUGAAUAUGGUUUAGCAUUGCUCAAUGAAAAAAGUCAAUUAGAAUUACAACAUGAAGAACUUCAAAAUCAACAAGAAUUACUUAAAUCAGAAUUAGAACAAGUAAAAACACAAUUGAAAAUUUUUCACGCUCAUAAACGUGAAGAAACAUUGAAAGGUGAAACCAAUGAAGAAACGUUAUUAAAUGAACAACAAACACGCGAAGAUUAUUUAACGAAAGAAAUAAAACGUUAUGAACACGAUCUACGCUUAUUAAAACAAGACAAUGAACGUUUACAUACAGAAAAUGAAAAAGUUCUUUCAAAAUCUCAAGAAUUUACUGAACGUUUACAUGAAUUAGAUGAACUAAAAGUUAAAUUGAAAUAUGAUUUAAAACAAAGUAAACAGCACGAGCAAAGACUUAUAGAUGCUAAUACAGAAUUAGAAGAAGACAAUGUCGGAUUACAACAACAAGUACAAAGAUUAAGAGAAAAUCUUAUUGAUUACGAUGGAUUAAAAGUUGAAAACAAGCAUUUAUUAGAAAAUAUUGAUGAUUUACACCGAAUGAUGAAAGAACUUGAAUCUUUAAAAGCCAUAUCGGAAUCUCAACUAAUUGAAUUACACAAUAAUCUUCGUGAUGAACGCGAACAAAAACACAUAUAUAAGCAACAAUUAGAUCAUCGGAUACAACAAGAAUCCCUUCGUAAUUUAGAUUCUAUCCGUAUGACAUUAAAUGCUACACAUUCAAAUGCGGAUGAUGAUUAUUUAAACAGUUGUGAGGAUGAUGAUAUUGAAAAUGAUGAAAUAAGUCGUGUUCCAUCUAUAAACGAUUACAAUGAUAAUGAUCAACAGCCCGUUGGUAAUUUAUUCAGUGAAAUUCAUGGUAAUGAAAUUCGUAAAUUAGAAGUCGAAUGUUUACAAUUAUCUCAAAUAAAAUCUGCGCUCGACAAUGAAUUGUUAACCAUAAACGAGAAAACGAAAAUUCUUUCGCAUAAAAUUCAACAUAUGAUCGAAAUAAUUCUUCCAACUAAAAAUUCUUCGAAUCAAAUCAAUUCCGACGAUACCAAUAAUCUUCUCAUAACAUCUCUUGAUUCAAUUGAACAAAUCGAUAAUAUCAUUAAUAAAAAUCUUCAUCUUUUCAAUGGCGAUCAAGAAUUGUUAAAGAAAAAAGCCGACGAACAAGAACAUGCUAUCUUUAAAUUGAAACAAGAUCUUAAUAUUAUGAUGAAACAAUCUAAUGAUACGCAAACAAUACUCGUUAAAACGAACGAUAAUUUAAUGAAUCUAAGUGAAGAAUUGGAAAAUAUUCAUUCGUAUAUAUUCACAACAACUGGCUUACCUAUUCCAUCGAGCGAUAUUCCAACUAAAAAACAACAAUUAACGAAUUCAAAUAAUAAAAUAAUUGAUUCAUCAAUCAAUGAACAUAUAUUAGAUAUUGUUCAAGAACAGACGAAACAAUUGAAACAAUCAUUCAAUAAAGUUUUAGAUAAUGUUAAACUCAAAGAACAAUCGUCAACCCAUGCAAACAUAUCAAAUAAUGAUCUACCUAAUGAUACUAGAGAAUUACAAGAUCAAAUUCUCAAGUUACGUUCAUUAUUAGCAACAAAACGCGAACAAAUUGGUACAUUGCGUACAGUACUUAAGGCUAAUAAACAAACAGCUGAAAUUGCAUUGGCUAAUCUAAAAUCGAAAUAUGAAAAUGAAAAAUUAAUUGUUACUGAAACAAUGGUGAAAUUACGCAAUGAAUUACAAUCGUUGAAAGAAGAUGCAGCUACAUUUGCAUCACUACGCGCUAUGUUUGCUGCACGCUGCGAUGAAUAUGUUACACAAUUAGAUGAACUACAAAGACAAGUUCAUGCUUCCGAAGAAGAAAAGAAAACACUUAACUCAUUGCUUCGUAUGGCUAUCGAACAAAAACUUGCAUUAACACAAAAACUCGAAGAUUUAGAAGUCGAUAAUGAACGAGAAAUUAAUCCUGUAACUGUUUCACGACGAGCAAUGAAUCCGAAUAAAAUGAAUUCUUCAUCUAUCGGACCGGAAAUGUCAACUGGAUUACUAACUAUUGCUUCGAACAAUAAUACAGUUGGUAAUCGAACUAAUAAUAAUAAUAAUAAUAAUAGCAUUGCAGCAUCGGAAGCACGACGAGGAAGAUUUAUACCGCCGCGAAUGAUGCAAGCAUUUACGGCCAGUAAAAAUCAGCAAUUACAAAAUAAACGAUAG